Rhizophagus irregularis DAOM 181602=DAOM 197198 is the source of this 219-nucleotide messenger RNA. The record is from RefSeq and is a predicted model, not a curated record. Lineage: Eukaryota; Fungi; Glomeromycota; Glomeromycetes; Glomerales; Glomeraceae.
AUGAAAUUAAAUUUUCAUGGUGAAAAUCAGUAUAGAAAUAAAUAUUCUGAAAUUUAUAAAUUGAGAUGUAAACAGAAAAAGUCAACAUUUUAUUUAAAUAUGACCAAAAUUAAUGAAGACACAGAAGAAGACGAAGAUGAAGAAGAACCCAAAGCAUCACCAUCACAGAAGAAAAAAGGAAAAAAGAAGAAGAAAAAGAGCAACAAGAAGAAACAGUAG